AUGGACAAAAUUAAUGAGUAUUGGAAGUCAACAGACAAGAAUAUGAUGGAUUACGUAAUUGACAAUAAGCCUUUUCCUCAUAAGCAUACUAUUAUGAAAGUUGAUGAUAUUUAUGGAAUCAGAAUGUUUACUCCAUCGCAAAUUUUUCAAUCAACAGAAGAGCCAAAAAAUAAGAACGUGCGUUAUUUGAUCACUAAUCAGAAGAAUGAACGAGCUAGAUCGUCUGCUUAUAAAGAUUCACGUGGGGUUUGGAAAUUUAGUGGCAAAAUCGAUUCGAUUUUCGAUCCUAACAAGAGACUUCUGGGGUACGUUAAAAUUUCACGGUGGUUCUAUUAUUACGGUGAAAAGAAUAAGAGAAUCAUAAAGAGUGAGUGGCAUAUGAGAGAGUAUUAUGUUACGCCUACAAUUAAUUCUCGAUGCAACGUUGACAAAAAGGGUGUUAUAUUUGUCAUGAUGUUUAAGAAUCAGAAACGAAAUGAUAAUGAUAAUAAUAUUGAUCAAGAUGAUGAGACGCCAGGUCAACUUGAUGAUCAUCAAGACUUUGUUGCUAAUCAGAUUACUCAAUCUUUACAAGGCAUUCACCUUUAA
Molecule: messenger RNA, 588 nt
Organism: Solanum lycopersicum (tomato)
Lineage: Eukaryota; Viridiplantae; Streptophyta; Magnoliopsida; Solanales; Solanaceae
Biological process (GO): regulation of DNA-templated transcription
Molecular function (GO): DNA binding
Source: RefSeq, a predicted model, not a curated record